AACGACGAGUUCUGUCUCCAGGAUUGAAAUUUUCCACUUGUUACGGUUAGUCGUCGAUUGUGGUGGCUGUUGGUAAUGUUGGGGGGUAGUUCGCGCCUUACGGGGAUCUAACAGCAACGUAGAAUUAUAAAUAACACAAAAACUUUUAACCGCAAAAUUAAAAUCUAAUAUAACGAGUGAGAACUUGCAUUAAUCUGGAUUCAGUUUAAAUAACUUAUUUAAUUGAACUGUAUAAAAAUACACGUGAUUUACAGGAGGCGGAAGUGUACGAAACUAUAAAUAAUAAUGAAGAAGAUACCGAAGCAAUUACACGCCAUUGUAAAUCAUUUUGACGAGCAACGUAGACAGAUGCUAAACAUGAGCCUUAAUAACAGUAGUUUCACCAUGGCAACAGUGUCAUAAUCAAGAAUGUGUCCACGCGAAUCGGAAAGUUAAGACAAUUAAGGUCUAUUUUGUUGUGUUUUUGCGAUGGGAAUGCAGUUGGCCCGAGCCGGACCCUGGCAAACCGCCGUUCCAGUGAUUUACGUACUUUUCGCUCUUGUUCGUACAGGACGAAGUAGUAGUGCCUACACGGGAGAUGACUGUGACUGGGUUGGAAGUGGACUUCGAGAAGAUGCAUCUCGAGAGGUACAACCCAUAUAUCUACGAUGUGCUCACGGCCAUGUUGAAUGGAAUUAUCCGCGAGGGGCGCUACAAGUUUUCUUACGCCAUGGAACUUCCGGAAGAGAGUUCCGUGGCUGUUUGCGAACAAGUAAACAUUUUAAUGGUGCUCAGAUUUAUGUGGAAGGACAUCGAAAACUUCAUUUAAUGUAUAGCAAAACUGACGGGAAACACCCCGAACUUUUACGAUGUUUUACCUCCUACCAUGGCCAGGUGGCGCUGUAUGUGGAGGCAGAACCAGUCAACAAUACUCUUCAAAAAGAAGUAGCAAGUUUCAGCUACGACCUUCAACCUGUUUCACCUGAAGCCUUAUUUGAUGACUUGGAUGAGUGUCGUCCUUGUACAGAAGAAGAAAUGCUUAGGUUUUACUGCACAAGUAUUUUUGUUAUUCGAGGUACUAUUAGUAGCCUUCGGAACGAAAACGCCCUCCUGCGGACAGAGCUGUCAGUUAAAGUAACCAAAGUGUUCCGGGAUAGUGAAGGGUUUGUUGUUUUGAACUCACGUGGAGUGACAACUGAAACCGUCCUGUACCGUCCAUUAAAAUGUGGUACUAAAGCUGGAAGUGGAGAAUUCGUCUUCAUGGGCAGAAUAAUGCUGGGAAAUCCCGUCUUGCACUGCGCACCAAGACUAGCAGAGUGGCAUAAAGUAAGAAGAAAGGCUAUGCUGGAAGGAACCAAUCAGUGUCAACUAGAUUGAUUAUGUAAAUUAUCCACGCGAGUGAUCUAAGAAGACACGUGCACGUGCCAUACGAGCUACAAAGGUGCCAACAUAAAAAUAGUGAUAAAUUGUAUACCAGUAUGUCACGUGGUGUCUUAAAUAACAGUCGCAUUAUUUUUUUUUGUACAGGGAUGUACAUAAUUUGUAGUGAGCGAAAGAGGAUGUUCUGUAGUGGAAAAAAAGGAUGUCGUUCUGUGUUAGCAGGAUAUUGGUUAUUUUAAAAUUGUCACGAAAAGAACUUUAAAAAAACACAAACCACAUGAUCAAAACUGUACUUCAGCCCAUCUGUGUUGCGUAAAACACAAACCACGUGAUCAAAACUGUCAGCCCAUCUGUGUUGUGUGCUUGAAUAUGAAAAUCUGUAUAUUUUCUGUGUUUGUAAACUUUCAAAUACUAAACAUAAUAUUGUGCUAUCUCCAAGAGCUGCUGGAAAUAUAUUUACAUUAUAAACUUGUAUAGAUUGUUGCCUAACGAGUUCAGUGCUACUAAUAAGAACUAGUGUUUUUUUAGUAAGGCAUGUAACAUAUACUAGGAAGCACCCAAUUGUUGUAAUUAUUCUAAUGUUACUUUGUGACCCGAGUUUUAGUUCACACAGUGAUAAUAAUUCCUCUAUAGUGACAGUAACCAAUGUUUUUGAUAACACACAUAUAUAUAUCAGCCUUUCCACGAAUCCUCGGUGUCUUCAACCGUUCUACAGAUUAACAUCGAGAUUAAUUUAUUAAUCAAUCUAUUAACAUAAAACUAGAAGGUAUAAUUUUUAUGCUACCUAUUUUAAUGAUAAACGUAAUUAUAUUGUAAACAUAAUGAAAAACAUACAAUAGUUAAAAUAUUACCAAACAAUACGAAAGAUUUAACUGAAGUUUUGUUAUAAUUUCUACAUUUUUAUUUACGAAACUAUUUCUUGGAAAAUCAACUAUUUACCAGUCACUAGAUCACCGAAAAGGAGUUACUCAUAAACUCUUGAGUUUUUAUUUGUUUUUUUUUAUCUACAACAAAUAGCACUGUAAAUCUGACAUGACUCCAAUGCAUGUAAUAUAAAUAGUAAAAGGAAUCUAGGAACGACUUUCAAUGGAUAAGAAAAUGUUUACAUGGCCCCUAAUAAACAAAUACAAGUAGGCUUAAUUUAACGUUAAGCCUACUUUAUACUCGGAGGGGAAUUGCUGCGAUUCUGGAGUUUAUCCAUUCGAAAGUCUUUCCAAGACCUACUAUAAUCAGAAUACUUCUUGUACUUAUUUACUGAAAAUGUUCUUGCAUUUAUGAUAGAAUUAUUUUUUUUGGUUUUAUUACGAUAACGAAUUAUUCACCUACGUACAACUUAUUUGUUUUGUACAUAUAAAAAAAAACGUGUUUUACGACAAAAUAUCCUAAUCAAAAGUGAAACUUAGAGAGCAAUAUCAAAAAAUUAAAAAAAGCUAUGAUAUGUACAGUUAAGGUUUAUUUGAAUAUUUACCUAUACAUCACAGGCCAUGCUGAUACAUCGCAUUGAGAAUAGUCAUAAAAAAAAAGGGCAGCACAUUUCAUCCCUUCCGGAUUUUAUUGGUCCCUUAUUAUGGAACUUGUUCUCUCUCCCCCCCCCCCCCCACUUCACUAUACUUUUAUACGUAUGGGAGUUUUAUAAAGUUAAAGCCAAAAGGUGCCCUCUAUUUUAAACUAGCUCUUAUAAAGUAAACCUGUUGAUUUAUUUGCCUGACAGAUGCUAUAUGCUUGCAGAUAUAAUCGUUAAGUAAGCAACUUCUUGUUUCGGUAGUCUUUUUUUUUUUUGUACUAUUGUGUUGAAUAGACGGUUUUAAAACUUUCACCUAUGUACUUUUAACUCCUGGUUUAAGUGGGUAAUUAGCCAUCAUUAUUUUAAUCAACCUCCAAAAAAGUUCAUAUAAUUACAACACUGAUGUUAUGAACUAGGCAUAAUAGGCGUGUGCUUUUAAGUUCAAAUUACUAACUGUUUUUAAACUGAGAAUUUCGAUACAUGAACAAAGAGAUAAAAACACACAAACGAACGUCACUAUUCCUCUUCGGGAGCGUUAUUGAAAUAACCAAAUUAUUUGUAUCGUUCUUACAAUUCUGGUAGAUCCUAUUAUAACAUUUAUAUCCUGUGACAAUUUUUAUUCAAACAGCGAAUUAAACAAAAUUUGUGAACCCACAGAACUAAAUUGUUUGAAGUGUUUUCGAACUCGCCUAUCAUUUCAAAUCUUGCUUGGUGCCUUCUCUUCGAUUCCCAGUAUACCAGCAAAAAGAACUUGAACACUGGAUAAACAGAUUUUGUUGUAUAUAGAUAUUUCACAAAUUCUCCCUAAUCAAAUGGUAUUUGAUUGUCGCCUGUACCCGCAUUUUAACACAACUAUAUUGUGUAAAGUAUGUUUUUAAAAACGCCUGCAUGGAAACGGAUCUUAAUACACUGUGAUACCUCUAUGAAGGUGUUAGCGUACCUGAGCUGUGAAUCCAAGGGUGAAUUCAUGGUCUUUGGCCCCGUGCCCGGACUGUGAAGCUAAGAGUGAAUUCAUGGUUCUUGGCCCGCUGCCACAAAAACGCGCUCUAUACUUUUGAGUCGUGGGUGCGUUAUAAGAGAGACGGUGAAGUCUCACUAUUUGGUCAGACAAAAGCAGCUGGGUGCUGUUGAUCAGCUGCUUUCCCUCUAGUCUGUCAGUUUGAAACUAGGAACGGCAAUGCGCAGAUAGCUCGCCCUUGUGUAGCUCUGCGCGAAAUUCUAAAAACGAACGAACAAACAAUCAGUUUUCGUAAAACAAGAGAUGUAACAAUCUAAGCAAGAACGCCUCAUACAAGUAAACUUCCUUCUUUUUUUUGUAAUUCAUAAGCUUGUAAGAGUACUUAAGUUGUUUUACAUAAAACUGAUAUUAGUUCUUUACAGAUGUGACUUUAAUGUUGCAUUCACCCAAUCGCAUACUUCAAUAAAGUUGAUUUUGUUGAAUGUUAACCACUGUACUAUCUGAGUUUUUUUUUUAGGAUUUUUUUUCGUUGACUGUACUAACAGUUAAUGUGGUUGAAGCUGUUUAAUAAACAAGUUUUCAUUAUUUUCUUACAGUUAGUCUUGUCAUUAAACGUCUGGUAAACGUGAUCCAGUAAUUAAAUUGAUGUUUUUGUUCUUAGGCUUAGCUUGGACGAAGCAUUUGGGUUCGCCAAUGGUUUUCUGUAGAAUUGUAAAUAUGUUAAGUAAAUUAAAGUGCCUGUUAGGUAUACAACUUUUGUUUAA
Limulus polyphemus (Atlantic horseshoe crab) is the source of this 4585-nucleotide messenger RNA. RefSeq names its product meteorin-like protein. Bases 469 to 1356 code for a protein of 295 amino acids. Gene Ontology annotation, molecular function: hormone activity. Lineage: Eukaryota; Metazoa; Arthropoda; Merostomata; Xiphosura; Limulidae. The record is from RefSeq and is a predicted model, not a curated record. The transcript is spliced from 4 exons.